Anoplopoma fimbria (sablefish) is the source of this 1625-nucleotide messenger RNA. It is a transcript of the gene lmx1bb, whose product is annotated as LIM homeobox transcription factor 1, beta b. The transcript has 8 exons. Gene Ontology annotation, cellular component: nucleus. Gene Ontology annotation, molecular function: DNA-binding transcription factor activity, RNA polymerase II-specific; RNA polymerase II transcription regulatory region sequence-specific DNA binding. Lineage: Eukaryota; Metazoa; Chordata; Actinopteri; Perciformes; Anoplopomatidae. The coding region runs from base 1 to 1251 and encodes 416 amino acids. The record is from RefSeq and is a predicted model, not a curated record. Gene Ontology annotation, biological process: neuron differentiation; regulation of transcription by RNA polymerase II.
AUGGAUAUUGCAACAGGUCUGGUGUCACUGGAGCGCCUCUCCGUGGGAGAACAGUCCGAGACGUGCAUCAUGCUGGACGGCAUAAAAAUUGAAGACCAUCCCCUGCGAUCUGGACAAGCCACGCUCGGAGUCAUGCUCGGGACUGACUGUCACCAUCCAUCCGUGUGUGAAGGAUGCCAGCGUCCCAUCUCCGACCGCUUCCUGAUGAGGGUCAACGACUCCUCAUGGCACGAGGAGUGUUUGCAAUGCACCGUGUGUCAACAGCCCCUCACCACCAGCUGCUACUUCAGAGAAAGGAAACUUUACUGCAAACACGACUACCAACAGUUGUUUGCAACCAAGUGCAGCGGCUGCCUGGAGAAGAUCGCCCCAACGGAGUUUGUGAUGCGAGCCCUGGAGUGCGUCUAUCACCUGAACUGCUUCUGCUGCUGCGUGUGCGACCGGCAGCUGAGGAAGGGCGACGAGUUUGUCCUGAAGGAGGGUCAGCUGCUGUGCAAGAUCGACUAUGAGAGGGAGAAGGACUUACUCAGCUCGGUUAGCCCGGAUGACUCAGACUCAGAGAAAAGCGAAGAUGAGGAGUUGGAUAUCAAGCAGGAGAAAGGCAUAGGAGGCCAGGGGAAGGGGGAUGAUGGGAAGGAUCCCAGGAGGCCCAAAAGACCACGAACCAUCCUGACCACUCAACAGAGACGGGCCUUUAAGGCCUCCUUUGAGGUCUCCUCAAAACCCUGCAGAAAGGUGAGGGAGACGCUGGCUGCAGAGACAGGACUCAGUGUUCGGGUGGUGCAGGUGUGGUUUCAGAACCAGAGAGCUAAGAUGAAGAAGUUGGCAAGAAGACAGCAGCAACAACAAGAACAACAGAAUUCUCAGAGACUUGGCCAAGGUACGAGACUGUACUUACCCUGCACACACAAUGGAAGAUCAUUGUCUCAAAAGGUGAUGUCCAAUCGGAUGGAGGGGAUGAUGAACUCCUUCACACCGCUGGCUCCGCCGCAGCAGCAGCUGGUCGCCAUGGAUCAGAACGGUUACAGCACAGACCCGUUCCAACAGGGACUCACCCCCCCACAGAUGCCCGGGGACCACAUGAACCCAUAUGGUAAUGAUUCUGCGUUCCAUGACAUAGACAGCGACACGUCUUUAACCAGCCUCAGCGACUGCUUCAUGGCAUCGUCGGAUGUCAACUCCAUGCAGGCCCGCGUGGGAAACCCCAUCGAUCGCCUCUACUCCAUGCAGAACUCUUACUUUGCAUCAUGAAAGAGCAGAGUGAAACAAAUCAGCACAGAAUAAACUGCCCAUCUCAACCUGAAGCGCGACGGCCAGGAGUUUCCACACCAACACGGACACGACGGGAGAGACCUUGCAGUAGCUCCUGGUUAUGUGCUGAAGCUUACUCAAAGAUAGUAAAACCACUUGAUGUAGGACAGCGAUGAUUCCUGGGGAAAAGACUUAAAUAUUGUUAGAGAUUAUUCAGUAGGAUUGCUUAUCUGUCACAGAUGAUAUUAGUCUUUUCUUUGGUCACUUAAAGGAAACAAGUAGAUAUUGAAGCCACUGAUUACACACUCUCAAACCAAAUGACACAGUGAAUUUAUACAGUGCAUGAUCAAUUGUAAACUAAAUCUUUUUGUAAG